Danaus chrysippus (African queen) is the source of this 774-nucleotide messenger RNA. The record is from the annotation of a GenBank genome assembly. NCBI's taxonomy places the organism in Eukaryota, Metazoa, Arthropoda, Insecta, Lepidoptera, Nymphalidae.
AUGUUUACCGGGAAAGUCGUUGUUAUAACUGGAGCAAGUUCCGGAAUCGGGGCCGAAACAGCCUUGGAAUUUUCAAAACUAAAUGCAAACCUGGUUCUAACAGGGAGAAAUGAAGAAAAUUUAUCCAAAGUCAGUCUGAAAUGUGAGGAAAUAUCCCCUAGUAAAUUAAAACCUCUGAAAAUUGUUGCUGAUUUAACCAACGAAAAAGAUGUAGAAGAUAUUAUUAACAGCACACUAAAAAAUUUCAAGAGGAUAGACGUUCUAGUAAACAACGCUGGAGUAUUAGCCACUGGUUCUAUAGAAACAACAUCAUUAGAUCAAUAUGAUUUCAUUAUGAAUACAAACGUACGCGCCCCAUACCAACUAACUAUGCUUGCUGUACCGUAUUUGAUUAAGAGUAAAGGGAAUAUUGUUAAUGUAUCGAGUGUUGCAGGAUUGAGGUCUUUUCCAAAUAUAGUUGCAUAUUGCACUUCUAAAGCAGCACUAGAUCAGUUCACAAGGUGCAUUUGUCUUGAAUUAGCGCCCAAAGGUGUGAGAGUCAAUGCUGUUAAUCCUGGUGUGAUCGAAACAGGAAUUCAUUUAAAAGGAGCGAUGACUGAAGAAGAGUAUAAGGCCUAUUUGGCAAAAUGCAAAGACACUCACGCUUUAGGCAAGAGUGGUAAUGUUAAAGAGGUAUCCUCUGUUAUAGCUUUUUUGGCUAGCGACGCUGCCAGUAAUAUCACUGGUGCUACAUUACCUGUUGAUGGAGGCCGACAUGCUAUGUGUCCUCGUUGA